CCACCACAGGGUUAAUGUUGGCGCCACCCCUGGGGAGUGGCAGGGUCAGGUGCCAGGUGCUGAGUACAAGGUACAGACUAGACAGAGGGGCUGGGGCCAGGGCAGUCUGCAGCUGGGCACGAUGGGCACUGAGUACAUCACCUACAAGGGCAUGCUCUUCCCCCGCUUGGACUACUCCCCAGAGACCAUUAGCUACCUGCAAAGUGAGUUCCAGGUGCGGGAUGACGACGUCUUCAAUGUCACCUAUCCCAAAUCAGGCACCAACUGGAUGCUGGAGAUCCUGAGCCUGAUCCGCUGUGAUGGGGACCCCAGCUGGGCGCGCAGUGUGCUGAACUGGGAUCGGGCCCCCUGGAUCGAGUCCAACAAUGGGCAGGAGGCGGCCCUGAAGUACCCACCACCCCGGCUGCUCAGCUCCCACAUGCCUCUCCAGUUCUUCCCCAGGUCCUUCCAGGGCUCACGGGCCAAGGUCAUCUACACCCUGCGCAGCCCCAAGGACGUGGUGACUUCCUACUACCACUUCACCCACAUCAUGCAUGCAUUUAAGGACCAUGGGCCCCUGGACGCCUUCCUGCAGGAUUUCCUGAGUGGCAAUGUGCCCUACGGCUCCUGGUUUGACCACGUGGCUGGCUGGCUGGGCCUGCGAGGCCAGGACAACUUCUUCUACAUCACCUAUGAAGAGCUGCAACAGGACUUGCGGGGCAGCGUGCAGAGGAUCUCCCGCUUCCUGGGGAAGGAGCUGAGUGAGCAGCAGAUCUCCUCGGUAGUGGAAAACGCCUCCUUCCAGACCAUGCGGAGAAACAAGAUGUGCAACUUCUCGGAGGUACCGGACGAGUUCAUGGACCACUCGAAGGGGCAGCUCCUGCGGAAAGGGGUCUCUGGGGACUGGAAGAACCUGCUGUCGGAGGAGCAGGGCCGCCGCAUCGACACCGUGUACCAGGAGUGGAUGCAGGGGCUGGGCAUCACCUUCCCCUGGGACUAACAUCUCCUCUGUGUGACCCCAGCACAGGUCUGAGCCCCCGCAUAGCCCAGAGUGGAGCAGGGAACAGCAGAGGGGAGCUGGAAUGGGGGGUGGGGGAUACCUACACAAACAAGCGCACACGCACACACACACACACACACACACAUGCAUGCACAUACAAGCACACACGUAUGCAUGCAUGCACAAACAUGGACAUAUAUGUACACAUGCUCAUACACGUGCAAUGCACAAAGGACACCCUGGAAUGUGUAUAUACAUACAUGCAUACAUAUGCAUAUACAUACAUGCAUAUGCACAUGCACACAUGAACACCCAUGUACACAUGCACAUGCACACGCACACCCACACCUACACAUUUAUAUGUGUACACAUGCACAUACACACACACAUUUGCGCACAUGUGCACACACACAUCCACAAGUGAACAUGUGCAUGCACAUACAAGCCCACAUGUACACAUACAUGCACACAUGUACAUACACAUACACAUGCUUGCACACAUGCAUGUGCAUGCACAAACACAUGCACAUACAUACAUGUGUGUGCACAUGCAGACAGACACAUACACAUCCAUGCAUAUGCCUAUACUUAUCCACACACACACAAACACACACAUGCACUCGCAUGUACACAUGCAUGCAUGCACACACACACCCCCCUACCCAUGCACACAUAUACGCAUACACACACACAGGCACCAGGAGUGUGGGCUGAAGCAGAAAACUGAGUGCCUCCCCUCCCACACCUGCAAGACACCGCUACUAGCAGGGGGAGGCCGGGACAUGCCAGCUGCACCCAUCUCUCCCCUCCAUGCCCCUGCUGAGCAAGCCCAACUGAGUCUUCAUCUUGGGGUCAGGCCCAACUUGGGGCUAAGGCCCCACACCAGCACCCAGGAGCUGCAGCUUCCAUCCCCAACCAGGACCCUGCCCCUCUCCCCUUACCCAGGCUGUUUUUUCAGGCCUCCCUUUGUGGGGCGAGGGUUCACAACCCAGGCCUGCCCCCAGGCACCCUCUCCUGUUCCUUGCACAAAUUGCACUGUUGUUUCCGACUGGGGCAUUAACAGCAUCAUGCCGAAGCUGGCUUGCGUGCCACUCA
Messenger RNA from Alligator mississippiensis (American alligator), 2074 nucleotides. Its product is annotated as sulfotransferase 2B1. Bases 122 to 979 code for a protein of 285 amino acids. Gene Ontology annotation, cellular component: cytoplasm. The transcript is spliced from 7 exons. Gene Ontology annotation, molecular function: sulfotransferase activity. The record is from RefSeq and is a predicted model, not a curated record. Gene Ontology annotation, biological process: sulfation. NCBI's taxonomy places the organism in Eukaryota, Metazoa, Chordata, Crocodylia, Alligatoridae.